Molecule: messenger RNA, 1683 nt
Organism: Gavia stellata (red-throated loon)
Lineage: Eukaryota; Metazoa; Chordata; Aves; Gaviiformes; Gaviidae
Gene: TMEM115
Product: transmembrane protein 115
Exons: 2
Coding region: 1-1053 (350 amino acids)
Biological process (GO): retrograde vesicle-mediated transport, Golgi to endoplasmic reticulum
Cellular component (GO): membrane; Golgi apparatus
Source: RefSeq, a predicted model, not a curated record
AUGCGGCGGUACCUGCCGGUGGCCCGGCAACACUUCCUGGCGGCGCUGGCCGGCACCAGCGUGGUGGUGAAGUCGCUGAGCGCCGCCGUCCUCCUGCUCUACCUGCUCUCCUUCGGCCUGGACACGGCCUACGGCCUGGGCGUGACCCCCGGCUACCUUCUGCCCCCCAACUUCUGGGUCUGGACGCUGCUGACGCACGGGCUGGUGGAGGAGCGGGCCUGGGGCCUGGCGGCCAGCCUGGCCACGCUGGGGGCGGCCGGCCGGCUGCUGGAGCCCCUCUGGGGCGCCCUGGAGCUGCUGGUCUUCUUCGCGGUGGUGAACGUCUCGGUGGGGCUCCUGGGGGCCCUCGCCUACUUCCUCACCUACGUGGCCUCCUUCCACCUCGCUUACCUGUUCGCCAUCCGCAUCCACGGCGGGCUGGGCUUCCUCGGGGGAGUCUUGGUGGCCCUCAAGCAGACGAUGGGGGACAGCACCGUCCUGAAGGUACCCCAGGUCAGAAUGAAGGCUGUCCCCAUGCUCCUGCUCCUUCUCCUGGCUCUGCUGCGGCUUGCCACCCUUGUCGAGAGCAAUGUACUGGCCUCGUACGGCUUCGGGCUCCUCUCCAGCUGGGUCUAUCUCCGUUUCUACCAGCGGCACAGUAGAGGCCGUGGAGACAUGUCCGACCACUUCGCCUUUGCCACUUUCUUCCCCGAGAUCUUGCAGCCCGUGGUGGGUCUGGUAGCCAACCUGGUGCAUGGCAUCCUGGUGAAGGUGAAGGUCUGCCGCAAGACGGUCAAACGCUACGAUGUGGGUGCCCCGUCAUCCAUCACCAUCAGCCUGCCAGGGACGGACCCCCAGGAUGCCGAGAGGAGAAGGCAGCUGGCCCUGAAGGCCCUGAACGAGCGGCUGAAGCGCGUGGAGGACCAGUCGGCUUGGCCUAGCAUGGAGGACGACGAGGAGGAGGUGGCAGUGAAGGCCGACAGCCCACUGCUGCCCGACACUGGCGCAGCCGGGAAGGGCGCUGGCCAGGAGUCCAGCCUCAUCACCUUCCAGGAUGCCCCAUCCCAGCUGUGACCGGCCGACACACCGCCCCCCUUCCCCGCCCCGUCUCUGUCAGAGAGCUGCUAACCCCCCUCGUGUCCCCCCUGCACAGCCGGGACGCUCAGUGGGGAGCCAGGACUCUUUCCGCAGCAGAGGCAGGGGGGCUACCUCAUUCCAACGCUUCGUCGCCACUCGCGGCCAGCACCGGGCACCCAGGACGACGGCGCUGCUGCCACCGCAAGGACUGGGGUUCCUUGAGCCACUCCCCUCGGCGCAGGGCGGGCCGUGGACGUCUGCACAGGCAGCAGGGGCUGUUCCAGGAGGGGGACAUGGGGCUGAUCCCUGCCCCGAGACCGCUGCGCUUGCCCACACAGGAGCCAAGUCAGCAGCACUUCCUCGCUUCUCUGCGCCGGGGGUUGGCCAGAGCACGCAACACUUACUUCCUCCUUUCUGAAGGUAGUUUUGUCCGUAACCGAGGGAACAGGAAGGCUGGCGGGUUUCUUUUCCAAAUCCCUUUCCCAUGGGGAGCCUCCCCUGGCUCUGGCAGGAGCUCACUGUGACUGGUGAGAGGUUUGCCAGGCAAGGGGACAGGCUGCUGGGCAGGAGGGGUCUGUCCAGCCCCUCUUGGCGGUGGUCCAGCGCCACCAGCUCUGGGCUUUGCGG